AUGGCGAAACAGCUAUCAUCCCCUCUCCCCAACGAGUUUGGCAUCGCCACACUCUCCCUCGGCAACUGGCGACACCACCCUCUCCAACCGCGCCUCGAAGCAGCCGCGAAAGCGGGAUACAAGUGGGUCGACCUCUUCGACGAGUGCUGGGCCGCGUAUCUCGAAGAGCACGGCCUCCCAGGCGACGAACUAUGGGAAUCCACACCGUCCAAUCUCCAAGUCGCGCGCAAGCUCGGCGACCUGGUCAAGUCCCUUGGGAUGCGCAUCGCAUGCACGCAGCCACUACGCAAGAUCGAGGGGAUUAAGGACCCCAUCGAGCGCCGCGAGACACUCGACCUCGUCGCGAAGCGGUUCCCUUUCAUGCGCGCGUUCGACACGGACCUUGUCUUCAUGUGCGCCAGCAUCCGCGCCGACAGCGGCGCCACGACCGAUCUGCAGACGGUCGCGAGGGAUCUGGCUGAGCUGGGCGAUAUGGCAGCGGCGUAUGCAGAGGCCGACGGCGGGCCGAUGCUGAAGAUCGGAUACGAGGGGCUAUCGUGGGCGACGCGUAACAAUACCUGGUCGUCAUCGUGGGAGGCAGUGCGGUUCGCGAACCGCGCCAAUGUCGGGCUUGUCAUCGACGCGUUCAACGUCCUGGCUGUGGAAUUCGCGGACCCGCAUAAUCCGGCGGGCCAUGGGCGAUUGUUACCCACGCUGCAGGAGUCCAUUGAGGUCCUCACGGCCUCCCUUUCGGCCUUGGUCGCGACUGUGCCGGGAGAUCGCAUCUUUUUCUUCCAAUGUGGCGAUGCGGAGCUUGUUGAUCCGGCGGUUAUCCGACCACCUGCACCGGAUACCCCUGCUCUUCUACCGUGGUCGCGAGGCCAUCGUCUGUUUCCACUUGAACAGGCUCGCGGUGGGUAUAUGCCGGUGGAGUUGGUUGCGGCGGCGGUGCUUGCCACUGGAUAUAAGGGGCCCAUCUCGUUGGAGGUCUUCAAUCAUUCUUUGAACCAGGCUGGAGGGAAUGUUCCAGGGGGGCACGCAACGCGUGGCCUAGCCAGCUUACAGAAGCUCCUCACCAUUGCAACGAAGCUGCCGCCGUUCUGGAGAGGUAGAGGAGAGGCGAAAGAAGCGGUUGAUAUGGUUGUUCGGCGGUUGCAACCAAGCACGUCUCAGUUAUAAAUGUAUUCCAAAAGGGUAGCAGAACUCGGUUGCAUAUAUCCAACCCUCUACAAAUCGGCCAACCUUUCAAGCUCCUUCGCAAUUACAUCCAGUAGAAUCUCCUCACUCCCACUACUAACCACCAGCACUGGCACAUCACGGCUACUCUGCUCCACGCGCCACCUUAACUUUUACGUUACUGCCUUCGGAC
Aspergillus calidoustus is the source of this 1348-nucleotide messenger RNA. Lineage: Eukaryota; Fungi; Ascomycota; Eurotiomycetes; Eurotiales; Aspergillaceae. The record is from the annotation of a GenBank genome assembly.